AUGGAUAUUGUAAAUCUUUUACUGACCGAUUCAGACGAACAAUCGGUAACUUUACCGUCGUCGUCGUCUUGGAAUUUCGAGACACCAAAUAAUUCACCUAAUGAUCCUACAACAGCCGAUUCAUCCGCCUUAAAAAUUCCGCGUUUAUCUCCGGAUAUUAUUUAUCAAAUCUUACAAAACUUUAAAUUUAGUCGUUCAUCCCUCAACAAAUUCCUUCGAAUUAACCAAACUUGGUGUCAUAUUUCUUUGAGUUUCCUGUGGCAUUGUCCUUUUAAUAUGUCUUUGAAAGUAAAAAGCUCCAUUCUUUUAAUUCGAACUUUACUUUCAUUUCUUUCCGUACAAGAAAAAUCCGAAUUAAUUCGUAACAAUAUUGAUUUAUCAGAUUAUGAAUUAAAUUUUAGCAACUCCAAAAUAUAUAAUUAUCCGGACUAUAUUCGAAUUUUUGAUUUAAAACAUUUUCGAUUAUCAAUUUUACAUUGGAUAUGUUAUAUACAAAAUCAUAGGAGCGAUGAUGUUUCAUUAAUUAUGGAAUUAAAUAAAAUAUAUAAUGAAAUACCUACCAAUUUUUCUUCGGUCAAUUUAGCGAGUGAAAUCAUUUAUGGUAUGUUGUUCAAGAGAUCUAACGAUCACAAAUUACAACAUUUAAUUAUUGAAAAUGAUCCUUACCAAGACAUAAUCACUUCCAAUCAUUUGAUUAGUAAAAGUAUAAUAAAUAUUAACGGAGUGGUUGAAGAUAAUGCUUUAUCACAGUUGGAGAAAUUCGAAUUUCAUUAUAAAAUUGAACGACGACUUGAUGAGGGUUUACUUAUUGAUAGGAUCGUGAGAAUGUUUGAAAAGAUGAAAGAAUAUGUAAAGGGUUUAAAAUGGUUAGAAGUGAACAUUAAAUAUGAAGGAGGUCGAAUUCCAAAGAUUGGAAAGGCGUUAAUGGAAUUUAUAGAAGCACAAAGGAAGAUGGAAGUGCUUGGAAUUCAUGAAUUUUGGAUGCGAGAGGAGAGUGAGAUGAUUUAUGAAAGGAUUUGUAAAAGUCAACAAAAUAGUUUAAAGCAUGUUAGAUUUUGUGAAUCUUGUAAUUUUAAAGAAUUGAUAAAAGGAUUAAAUGAGUGUAAUAAUUUUGUUACUUUGGAAAUUUUAGGUUUAUUUAAAUAUGAUUAUUCCAGCUUUUCUUUUUCGGAAAAAGAAUUUGAGGGGAAAACAUUAAGCAUACGGAACUUCUAUACGUGGGAUAUUAAUGAUGCUCCACAUUUAUCAAAUUAUUUCAUUCAAAUUUUCAAAAUGUCAAAUAAGAAUUUAAAAACAUUGACUUUAACUCAUAUAACGUCGGAUAUUAUUUUAACACUUGUAAAUUUCUGUCCUAAUAUUACACAUUUGUCUGUGUCUUUUUCUCAACAUUUGGAUUCUAUCCCUGAUUUACUUUCACUUUUGCUUCCUCCUUUACCUCUUGAGCAUUUUUUUUUAAAAAUCGAUAAUUUGAAUUCGGAUUCUGACAUUUUUACACAAGAUUAUUGGAGUAGAAUUGCUAAAUCCAUUCCUGAUUCUGUAAUUCAUUUAGGAAUUGAUUUUAAAAUUGAAAGCAAUAUGUUCAAUAAGUUCUUAAAGGAAUGUAAAGCACAAUUAAGAAUAAUUUCAUUAUUUCAAGGAUAUAUGCUAAAUAGACAUUAUUUACAACUAUUAGUUCAAUAUACAAAGAAAUGUAAUCAAUUAUUGAGCGAAUUGAGAUUUUCUUGGAAUCCAGAUGAGAUUGGAUUUAUAUCAAAUUCUAAUUUGGAAGAUGCAAAGGAAUUUAUUAAGGUUAUUGGUAAAGUCGAGUCCUUUAAUAAACCAUUUUAUGAUAUAAAGUUAAGUGUACCAAAUGUAAAAGAUCAAGUUCUUACACCUUCCUUGUCUUAUAAAAAGUAUAAAUUAUAA
This is a messenger RNA of Funneliformis geosporum, 1905 nucleotides long. The record is from the annotation of a GenBank genome assembly. Lineage: Eukaryota; Fungi; Glomeromycota; Glomeromycetes; Glomerales; Glomeraceae.